AUGGCUGGUAACAGUCACAUGCGAGAAGUUGACUCAGAUUUGCUUAUUUUAAAUGAGAGGCUCAAAAGUUAUAUAAAUGAGGGCAUGGAUAAUGUUAUCAGUGUGGCACAGAAUGUUGCAGAUUAUUGCAGCGAUAAUGAGAAACUCAAGCAGGAGGUGAAGGAUAUCAUGAACAGCUUUAUUGAGAUGGAGCGUCAGACAGGGCAGUAUGUCCAGGCAUUGAAACACCUAAAAUCUGUGGAUGUGGACUCUGAAGAGAACUCUGAACUGUUGACUGUGUUCAAAGAAAAACUCAAGCAAAUUCAAGUCAUUGAGCAAGAUAGUCCAGAGAAUCACCCCAAGUAUGUCACACUGGAAGGGCAGCUGACUGAUUUAGGAAACAUUGAGGAGCAGUUGGAAUGUUUGAGAGCCAGGUUAGGAGGAGCAACAGAUGAUGAGGAGGUGGCAAUGACAUCAGUAGAGAUCCAGAUCAAGUGCCCAUUCACGGGUCAGACUAUGGUUCAGCCGGUGCGCAAUAAAGUUUGUAACCAUGUCUAUGACAGGGAUGGUAUUCUCUCCUAUAUUAACAGCAGGAAAGCCAAGGCGAAGUGCCCGGUUGGUGGUUGUACUAAUAGCAACCCUAUCAGAUUAGAGAACCUAGAAGACCAUAUGGACAUGAAGAAAUACAUUACACUCUUGAGAAAGCUACAUCGGGAAUGA
This is a messenger RNA of Candidula unifasciata, 699 nucleotides long. The record is from the annotation of a GenBank genome assembly. Lineage: Eukaryota; Metazoa; Mollusca; Gastropoda; Stylommatophora; Geomitridae.